Molecule: messenger RNA, 1076 nt
Organism: Cynara cardunculus var. scolymus (artichoke)
Lineage: Eukaryota; Viridiplantae; Streptophyta; Magnoliopsida; Asterales; Asteraceae
Product: gibberellin 3-beta-dioxygenase 1-like
Exons: 2
Coding region: 1-1032 (343 amino acids)
Biological process (GO): response to light stimulus; gibberellin biosynthetic process
Molecular function (GO): gibberellin 3-beta-dioxygenase activity
Source: RefSeq, a predicted model, not a curated record
AUGAGCACUCUCUCAGAAGCCUAUGGAGAUUACCCCAUCCCUUCUGAUAUCACUCCUCUUGACUUCAACUCAAUCGAUAAAGUCCCCGAAACCCAUAUUUGGUCUCAACCCGACCUACAAACCCACCAAUAUCAUCCUCAAGAUCCAAUCAUUCCCGUCAUCGAUCUCACCGAUCCCAACGCAAUCGAUCAAAUACGUCAAGCAUGCGAAACUUUGGGCAUGUUUCAAGUCAUCAACCAUGGGGUGCCGUCGGUGCUGGUCAAUAAGGUCGAGUCAGAGAUACGAAGGCUUUUUGGUCUGCCGAUUCAGGAAAAGUGCAAGGUCUUGAGAUCACCAACCGGUGCCACCGGCUAUGGAACGGCUAGGAUCUCGCCGUUUUACGAUAAGGGUAUGUGGCAUGAAGGGUUCACCAUCAUGGGCUCUUGUCUUGAUGAUGCUAAGACUCUUUGGCCACAUGAUUUCCAAGGAUUUUGUGACACAAUGGAUGCUUUUCAAAACCAAAUGAAGCUACUUGCCCACAACCUCUUGCGUCUAAUCUUUCAAUCAUUGGAUGCAACACAAGAAGAAAUAAACUGGGCAACUUCAAGUCAUGGCUCUCAGGGUGCACUUCAACUCAACUCGUACCCAUCUUGCCCUAACCCUGACGGCACCCUGGGUCUUGCCGCUCACACUGAUACCCUCCUUUUGACGCUUUUGCACCAAGGUGGUGGUGUUAAUGGCUUGGAGAUCUUUGUUGAAGGUUCAGGUUGGACUCCAGUGAAACCAGUGGAGGACGGAUUUGUGGUAAACUUAGGUGAUCUCAUGCAUAUAUUCUCUAAUUCAAAGUUUCCGGUUGUUUAUCAUCGAGUGAUGGUGAACCAGUCGAAGCAACGUAUAUCGGCUGCUUACUUUUGUGGACCUCCGGUUGAGUCUGUGGUGGCUCCGUCGUCUAAGUUUCGAAACCCUUGUUUUAGACCUUUGGUUGUGAAAGAGUAUAUAAGCUUGAAAGCUAAGCAUUUUAACAAGGCUUUAUCCUUGAUUGGUCAAGAAUGAAAUACAUAGAAAAGGUCGAAUUCAAUAAAUAUAUAACGAUUGUA